This is a messenger RNA of Bursaphelenchus xylophilus (pine wood nematode), 2916 nucleotides long. NCBI's taxonomy places the organism in Eukaryota, Metazoa, Nematoda, Chromadorea, Rhabditida, Aphelenchoididae. The record is from the annotation of a GenBank genome assembly.
AUGAAGAUCUUCGCAUUGGGUGGGGAUAAGUCCAAAAAUAACCAGCGUGUCUCAUCGGGCUGGUUUUCGAAUUGGUCCAACUUUGUGGGCCAACGUCAAGGAUACGACUAUUUUUAUGUCUGUUUUACAGAGUUUCUCAUGGGAAAGUUGAAAAGCGUAGGGUGGUAUAGGAAUAUGACGUGAUGUUAAGUGUAUAGAUGGGUAUAUAAACGCUGUUAGCGUCGAAUUUUCAAGGGUUCAACCUUAUUUUAGUUAGUCUAGCAGUGGAUUUUGCUAAAACAAUGUUGGAGGUCUUAGUUGAGGUAUAAUGCGAUUGAAAGUGAAGUUGUAAGGUAGUCCAGGGAUCUGUCAGAAAAAUGAGGUCUAAAAUAUCUUUCAAUUUUGUGAGAUUCACGAUAUUAUUUUAGACCCACGAUGGUCGGGCGGACAUGACCAAUUUUGAGAUGGACCUGCUGGAUACAAGGGUGAACAACUUCCCAAUGGAAAAGGAGGAGUCUGAGGAGUGUUGCAAGAACUCAAUCAUCAAGCCAGCCUGUCUACCCAUCACGAUUCUCGCCAUCUUACUCUUGAUCACCUUUUUCAUGCCACUGUUCAAUGAGGAUGCGGAAAACACCAAGAAAUUUGAGAAGACUGGAAUUUGCACUGAUUUUUGCGCGUAAGUAAUUAUUUUGAAUUGGGUUUUUCGAAUUUUAGAUCGAGAAUUCACCUUAUUUUUGAGAUCCGAUGAAGUGUAAUAUAAGAAAUGCUAUGAGAUGCCUUUAAUUCUUUUUUUUCAGCGUGGAGAUUGUUGAAUCAAUGCCGACGAACCUCACUUUUCCUCAUGGACCCACAAACUACCCGACUCAUUCCGCUUUUCUUGAUCUUCUGAAGGAUGCCGAAAAAACUGUUCAGAUUGCUGCUUUGUAUUGGAAUCUUCGAGAUGAUGUCCAAAAAUGGCCGACUUCUAUUCAGGUAAGGUAUUGUUGUUUUUUCUUCGUAUUUAGGGGCCUUCCCACGAAGUGUUAUUGCCUUGGCACCUUAUGUUCAAAAUGACAUAAGGUGCCAUGUCGAAUAUGAAUGUGACCGGCGCAUUCUCGUAUAGUUCUCUCUGAAAAUUACUUUUUCAGGGUGAGAAUGUCUACAAGGGUCUGAUAGAGACCGCCAAACGAGGUGUGAAGAUUCAGAUUGUCCAAAAUUCCCCUUCUCCUCAGUUUCCCCAAAGCGAUUCCGAAGAUUUGGAGAAACUUGGCCUUGCCGAAGUCAAAUCUCUCAAUUUCACUCAUCUUUUUGGACAUGGUGUCCUUCAUACCAAGUUUUGGAUUGUGGAUGAGACCAAUGUUUACAUCGGUUCGGCCAAUAUGGAUUGGAAAUCAUUGACGGAGGUCAAAGAGUUGGGAGUUUUGAUCCGAAAUUGUUCCUGCAUUGCGAAUGACCUCCAGAAGAUCUUCACAAUUUAUUGGCGGAUCGCGGAGGGCGGUAGCAAAAUUCCUGGCAGAUGGCCGUUGAAUUUGAGGACUCAGUUUAAUCAUCAUCAUCCACUUGAGAUCAAUAUGAAUGGACAUUGGCAGAAGACCUUUAUCUCGGUGAGUGUGAUUUUUUAUUUUUAUUAUUUCGAUCUUUAGGUUCUAUUAAUGGGAUUGGAAGGUAUUUCACCCAUUUUUUUUUAUUUCAGAGCUCUCCAAUUGAGUUCAACCCAAAAGGACGUGAACAUGAUCUGGAUGCCAUCGUUUCGGUUAUGGAAUCCGCUGAAGAGUAUGUCAAAGUGGCCGUUAUGGACUUAAUCCCCACCACUCUUUACAUGGGCAAGGACAUGGACUAGUGAGUUUGUCAUUAAUAUUUGAUUUUUCAGUUUAUUUGUUAGAUAUCUACCUAGUCUACUAUAAUAUCCAAAUUUCAGCUACUGGCCUUUUCUGGAUAGUGCAAUCAGAGCUGCUGCGUAUCGAGGAGUCACUGUGAACUUGUUGGUCAGCCAAUGGGAUCAUAGUCGUCCUGAAAUGUUGGGUUAUUUGAGGUCAAUGAGAGACAUCAAUGCGGUCCUGCCGAAGAGAAGGGGAAAACAAGGAAAGAUUAAUGUGGUGAGUAGGGGAGAGAUGAAGUUGAUGAGAGCUGGACGAUUGGGGAAACCUAUUAUUUUUCUUCGAUGCAAGUGUCGAAAUUAGGAUAAUCGAGGGUGCUGAUUUCGAAAAUGACAUUCAUUUUUUUUUUGACAGUAACUUUUUUCUUUAAGCACUACUUUAAAGUAGAAAUUUUUUGAAUUUUGUUCCAUGAAUACUCGAUUUGGGGGCUUCGAGGAUGUUGAUGUCGAAAAUCAUGUCUACUUUUCCACUAGUACUAUAUAGUACUGUCUGAUACUAUGUUGUACUAGGUGAAAAUAUGGAUUUUGACGUUGAUGUCGAAAAUCUUAUUCAUUUUUUCUGAUUUGAAAGCAGCACCAUCGAAAACCCCCAAAUCGAGUAUUCAUGAAAAAAAUACUACUUUAAAGUACUGCUUAAAGAAAAAAGUUACUGUCAAAAAAAAUGAAUGUAAUUUUCGAAAUCAGCACCCUCGAUUAUCCUAACUUCACACUUGCGUCCAAGAAAAAUAAUACUUUUUGGUUUCCCCAAUGGUCCCUGUCCCAAUUUGACGUGCCGGACAGUAUAAAAAAAAUUUUUUUUUCUUGAACUUUUUAUGUAAAAUUUUCUUCAGAAGCUGUUCACUGUCCCCAGAGACGAACCGUACCAAAAACAGUUGCCCUUUGCCCGUGUGAACCACAACAAAUACAUGGUGACGGACAAUUCGGCUUAUGUGGGAACCUCGAAUUGGGCCGGCGAUUACUUCAUCAACACGGCCGGAGUGGGAAUCAUCAUCAAAAAGGAGAAAUCCGACACCUUGGUUCAACAAUUCAACGCCGUUUUUGACCGCGAUUGGAACUCCAAGUACGCAAGGGACCUUCCAUAA